Molecule: messenger RNA, 1260 nt
Organism: Fusarium poae
Lineage: Eukaryota; Fungi; Ascomycota; Sordariomycetes; Hypocreales; Nectriaceae
Exons: 3
Coding region: 1-1260 (419 amino acids)
Source: RefSeq, a predicted model, not a curated record
AUGGGACUCCCCUUGUUUGUCGCUCCAGUCGAGUCAGAUCUCCCAUCCAAAGCUGCCGACAAGACAAGUGCAACAGCGCCACCUCGCUCCAGCAUCCGUCGCACACGCACUACUGGUCGCGUCACUGACCGCGCCGAACGUCGCAGGAUCCUGCGCCAUUUUGAAUCACUACGACAGUCUGGUCUUAUACCUGGCCCAGGUGAUGAUCAAUCUGCAUCAUGGGACACUGGUUUCCCCCCUGACAACGACCUGUCAACAAGGCCGCUACGCGAUGUGCUGAGAGAAAUGAACGCAUCCGAUGAACACAGAAGGAACCAUGUCGAAAACCGUCUACAUUCGUUAUUUAGGGAUGGCAGUAGUUCAUCCGCAAACCAUCCAGAGUCACUUAGGGAUGGGAUGACAGUAACAUCCGAUCGAUUCCCAACUCGAAGAUAUCCUCCGUUCCUGAGGACUGCCGAGGAUUACCGCGCAAUGGUUAACGCAAAUCUUGCCACUCAGAACCAAAUCAGUCUCUCACCGCAAUCGGCUACUCAACACAACCGAAACAUUGAUGGGCUAGGCGACCGCGAAAGGAGCCUCAGCCCUGAGGUGUGGGACACACUUCUGUCUACUCUCACCCCUGACCCUCAACCGCCGAGCGCAGGGUCGUCUUUUGCAUCAAUCAUGGCUUCUCAGAGUGCGGGCGCUACCUCAGGUACCUCUUUCACUGCUCCCGACCCAGCCCAGGAUACAGCGAUAGAUCAAGCUUGCGAGUCUGGCUGCGAGGGGUCCGAGACAGAAGAACCCGAUAAUACGCAAACCAUACUAGACCGAUUUCGACGACGUCGGGAACUGUUGCAGGGUGCUCGCGCACGGAUGUCUGAACUCCAAAGCCCUUUCAACAGACCGACCGGCCGAGACAGCGGUGCAGUUAGCUCUGAUUUGAGGCAUCCAAGAUCCCCGGAUGGCCCAAUGGUUGAUCAUUUGAGGCGCGCUAGAUCAAUCCGAGAUCGCACAAACCACAAUGGCUAUAACCGAGCGCGUCAAGCUUGGGUGGGACACUUAUCCGUCGGUAAUUCAGAUGACGAGCAAGGCCCAGAACGAACAAGACGUAUUCAAGAGAGCCCUGCAACAACUGGAAACCACUCGUAUAACACAGAAGAAGAUUGGAUGACCAUGCGACGUAUCGUACAAAGCAUUGCGCGGCGCGAAGAUAUUCCCGAUGACUGGUGGGCUGGGGCUGGCGUCAGUCGAACGCUGCCCGGUGAUGGGACGGAAUAG